GCAUUUCAUUCAUAACAGAGAUGAGAAACUUCUAGCGUGUAGUGUCUGCGGCGCGAUAAUUAGGAAUAAAUCUUUCAUCGACUCAUUGGACAACAAUUGCUAUUUAUCCGACAAAAUAGUAAGUUUGUUAAGAAACUUGCCGCGCGCCACUCAGGAAUACAUCUUUCAGUGACUCACUGGCCAACAAUUGCUAUUUGUCCGACAAAAUAAUUCGCACAUCAAGUGAAAUGUCGCACUGUGGAGGUCGCAGACUGAAGCAGUGGCUGAUGGAGCAGAUCCAGAGUGGACAGUACUCUGGGCUGCAGUGGGAGGAUGAGAACCGCACCAUGUUCCGAAUCCCAUGGAAACACGCUGGAAAACAGGAUUACAACCAAGAAGUAGACGCCUCCAUUUUUAAGGCCUGGGCUGUUUUUAAAGGAAAGUUUAAGGAAGGGGAUAAAGCUGAACCAGCAACAUGGAAGACCAGACUUCGCUGUGCGCUCAACAAAAGCCCAGACUUUGAGGAGGUGACUGAGAGAUCUCAGUUGGACAUCUCUGAGCCUUAUAAAGUUUAUCGUAUUGUUCCAGAUGAGGAACAAAAAACUGGUAAAAGCCCACUGAUUCCCAUUCCUACCACCACCUCUGGUGAUAUGACAGACAUAGACUGCAGUCCUGGCGCAAUGGAUGAUUUCAUCAAAGAAGAAGAUGCUUGUAACAUCCAGUCCAGUCCAGAGUAUUGGUCUCAGAGCACCAUUAACUCUUAUCCUCUCCAUCAAGAUCCUCUGCCGUCAGGGACUGUGGUCUCAGCUUUUGCUCAGAUGAUGAUCUGUUUCUACUACAGUGGAAAGUUGACUCAUAGCACUGUGGUCAGUCAUCCUGAAGGCUGUCGGAUCUCUCCUGGACAGCAGCAUGUGAGCCGAGGCACCCUGUACAGUUCUGACUCAAUGCAAAGUGUUCAUUUCCCCCCUGCUGAGCUCAUAGAGCAUGAGCGCCAGCGCUAUAUUACACAGAAGCUGCUGAGCCACUUAGAGAGAGGGGUGUUGGUGAGGGCCAACCAGGAGGGCAUCUUCAUCAAGAGGCUGUGCCAGAGCCGAGUGUUCUGGAGUAGCCUGGGAGAGGCUUACACCGCUGUGCCCCGUAAACUCCAACGAGACGCAGUGGUCAAGAUCUUUGACACAGGAAGAUUCUUGCAGGCUCUGCAGAUGUAUCAGGAGGGACAGUUUCCUGCCCCAGAACCCACAGUCACUUUGUGUUUUGGAGAAGAGCUCCAGGAUCUUAAUAAUGCCAAGAACAAACUUAUCAUAGUGCAGAUUACAAUGGUAAAUUGCCAGCAGUGGAUUGAAGCAGUGAACAUGCGUCGAAUGCAGUGUUAUGGCACUAGUACAAACAUGGAAAUGUCCGAGGACGUCACCUCUGAGCAGGUGGCUCACAUCUACCAGGACCUGUGCAGCUAUGGUGGCCCUCAGAGGACAUCCUGCUAUAGGGACAACAUGACCAUCACCGCCUAAACUGGUAGUGCUAGAGUUGGACACAACACUGACUGUUAUUCGCCAUCUUAUAACCAACACUGGGAGUGAUAGAACCUGUUAACACAGAAUGGUGUACUGUCAUCUAGACUCAGUCAUUUUAAUGAACCAACAUCUUGAGAUACAUGUCCAAAUGUAUGAAUAAUUAUGUUCUUACACCUUUGAUAGUGUUACUGCAUCUGAACUGUGAGGUGGAACAGGUAUUUAGUUCUCAUGGAUCAAUUCUGUUUGAUAAGCAUAAUGUUGUAGCUGUUGUUUGUGCAGCAUGGCCGCCCGCUUGAAUCCAAAGCAGAUUUAGGUUGUUAUGUUAACUUUGUUUUUGUUAACGUUCACAUACAAAAUGAUCAAAUUCCUGAAAUCAAAUCUAAUGUGGCAUUAAAUUAGGAUAGGUUUUACUAUCUGGUUGUUUUUAUUGCUAAUUUUUAUACAGUACUUUUGUAAUAAAAGUUUGAGAAAAUA
Boleophthalmus pectinirostris (great blue-spotted mudskipper) is the source of this 1964-nucleotide messenger RNA. RefSeq names its product interferon regulatory factor 8 (gene irf8). The record is from RefSeq and is a predicted model, not a curated record. Gene Ontology annotation, biological process: regulation of transcription by RNA polymerase II; immune system process. The transcript has 9 exons. The coding region runs from base 228 to 1487 and encodes 419 amino acids. NCBI's taxonomy places the organism in Eukaryota, Metazoa, Chordata, Actinopteri, Gobiiformes, Gobiidae. Gene Ontology annotation, molecular function: protein binding; DNA-binding transcription factor activity, RNA polymerase II-specific; RNA polymerase II cis-regulatory region sequence-specific DNA binding. Gene Ontology annotation, cellular component: nucleus.